AUGCCAGCAGAUACUGAAUUGGAUGAUGUUUUGUUGUUGGAGGAGAUUCAGCGAUGUCCUGAAAAGUAUUUCACACAGUGUCUUUACGGAACAGAUGCAGUUGGCAUUGUUGAUCUUCUAAAUCGCCUAAUUGAAUGUAAAGAUGGCUUUGAUGUAACAAUCCAAUGUCUUUCUUGUUGGCAGGAUUUCAUCGGUGCAAAUUACUGCUUGGAGCCUAUUUCAAAUGAACUUCAACAAUCUGAUAAUGCUGAAAUCAUAUGUUUAUGUCUGAUAUUUCUCAACCGUUUGCUGAAAUACUCGCCAAAUGCUAUUGCCCGAAUAAGGAUUGAUCACGAGUUGAAAGGUUAG
Thelazia callipaeda (thelaziosis nematode) is the source of this 348-nucleotide messenger RNA. The record is from the annotation of a GenBank genome assembly. Lineage: Eukaryota; Metazoa; Nematoda; Chromadorea; Rhabditida; Thelaziidae.